GGAAUUUCCAUGCCAAUUCCACUGUAGAAAACCUCGGGGAACUUUCCGAGAAAAUCUCAUCGACUCACAUUGUCGGUGUGAUCCGUAGCGCUGAAGGAAAGGGGAAGAUCUGCACAAACACGAGCCCUCGCGCCAGUAACAAUGGCUUCCACCGCUCCUCCCGUCCUCCCGAUCUCCAACUCGCAAACCGUCCCCUCUGCCGCACCAUCCUCCGUCGAAUCGCAACCUCCGAUCGCUACUCCGGCGUUUCGCGCCUUCAUCAACCACAUCUCCGAGACUGUCCGCAGCGGCCUCUCGCAGCGCCGCCCAUGGGCCGAGCUCGCUGAUCGGUCCGCGUUCUCUAAGCCGGAGUCGAUCUCCGACGCCGCCGUCCGCGUCCGCAAGAACUAUUCGUACUUCAAGGUGAACUACCUCGCCGUCGCGACGGCGAUCGUCGCUUUCUCUCUUGUGACGCAUCCUUUCUCUCUCGUCCUCCUCCUCAGCCUCCUCGCCUCCUGGAUCUUCCUCUACCUCUUUCGCUCAUCCGAUCAGCCUCUGGUCAUCUUCGGCCGCACUUUCUCCGAUCGCGAGACCCUUGGCCUUCUCAUUCUCUUUAGCAUCUUCGUGGUAUUCCUCACCGACGUCGGAUCUGUUCUGGUCUCCGCCGUAAUGGUCGGAGUCGCCCUGAUCUGUGCACACGGCGCCUUCAGGGCUCCAGAAGACCUAUUCCUCGACGAACAAGAGCCUGCAGCCACCGGAUUCCUCUCCUUCCUCGGCGGUGCCGCCUCCAAGGCCGCCGCAUCCGCCGCGCCCGCCGUCAUGGCCGCCCGCGUGUAGAUGCUCCUCUGAAUCGAGUCCGAUCUACAGAUCCGCCAUUCAUACGAUUGGGAUCCGGGUAAUCCUUUUAGGGUUUUGAAGUUUAUUCGUACAUUUUGUUUGUUCAUUCGAUAUUUAGGUUUAAAAACAGAUUCAGAAUCCUUUAUUUUACCUAUUGGGCAUAGAUCUUAGCUUAAAUUUAUAUAGUUCUCUCGUCUAUGAUAUUCGGUCACAAAUUUAUGCGUAUUCUCUCCUACGUUGCUUACAUACAUUACAUCUCCUUUGUCAAAGCUUGUAUAUUGUCAACGAUUUUGAUGAUUUGAAUUCCA
Molecule: messenger RNA, 1124 nt
Organism: Tarenaya hassleriana
Lineage: Eukaryota; Viridiplantae; Streptophyta; Magnoliopsida; Brassicales; Cleomaceae
Product: PRA1 family protein B4
Exons: 2
Coding region: 142-816 (224 amino acids)
Biological process (GO): vesicle-mediated transport
Cellular component (GO): Golgi apparatus; endoplasmic reticulum
Source: RefSeq, a predicted model, not a curated record